UCAUUUCGCUCCCCAGAAAUUCGCAGAUGGCAGAGCUAGGGUUGACAUGAGUCUUCUUCCGCCAAGCCUCUCAGCUUCAAUGGAGUAUCAAGCAGCUCCAAUAGAUGGCCUCACCGGGAACUUCAGUCUCUUUUCAAGAACGCUUUGUGUCGUUUCGGCUAAUUUGGGAAAAGCUUUGCGUCCACGAGAUUCAAGUUUCUCCUGUGCCCAGCGUCCACAAGAUUCAACCUUCUCCGAGCGAAGUCAUCGUACAAAUGCUGAAUCAGAGCAAACUCAUCCAUUCUUCUUGCCUUCAUGGAUUGGCUGGACUUUAAGGUUGAAUAAACCUUUCAUCUUCAAGAGAUCGUCAUUAUGGAUAUCACAAUUGGGGCAGUGGUGGAGGAGGAGGAGGGGGACAUGGCACUUCUCACCAUGUUUUUUUUGUAAGUUAUGUUUCUCUCGUUUGAUUAUUUCUGGUUUGUAUUACUA
Molecule: messenger RNA, 468 nt
Organism: Cuscuta epithymum
Lineage: Eukaryota; Viridiplantae; Streptophyta; Magnoliopsida; Solanales; Convolvulaceae
Source: the annotation of a GenBank genome assembly